Styela clava is the source of this 1538-nucleotide messenger RNA. The record is from RefSeq and is a predicted model, not a curated record. Lineage: Eukaryota; Metazoa; Chordata; Ascidiacea; Stolidobranchia; Styelidae.
GAAAUCAACUACGGAUCGUAUGUUUAUGAUGGGGUGCAUUACUGGUGGUGUAGCUGUUGCAGCAAUUGGUGCAACAUACCUGAUCCUUAAAAAUAGCCGCAAUUUAAGUGCAUUACCCUUUGCACUUACAUGUGCUAUAUUUGAGGUGACAAUUCCAAGUGACCAUGAGAAUGAAUUCAAAGAGUAUGUCGACAGAAAGUUGAUUUCGCAUUUGCAAAUAUAAUUUGAAAAAAAUGAGAGUCAUCUGGAAGUUCUGGGGGUUACAACCGGAUAUUCAGAUUAUCAAGACAAUAUCAUCAAACAACUACAAUUCGUCAAAAUAGUGUCGGUGGAAAGUUGUAGUCAAGAGAUUGCAGAAAAAGCAUUUGAAGAUAUGUAUAAGAAAGAAGCAUUCGAUGAGCAACAAAGAAAAAAAAUUUGCACACCAAAAAACCUCAUUAUCAAGGAAGGGCCCAAAUCACCGAGUACUCAGAUAUUUGCCUCGUAUGAUCCUGGCGAGGGAGCAGAUAGGUACAUUGUUACAGCACAUGACCUCGGAACUGGGAAAGAAGUCAUAAAAUCAACAACCAAUAGGUUUUGUGUCGUUGAUGGCCUUGAAGCUGGCCAUUCCUAUUUGUUGGGGGUGAAAUCUCUUCAUGGCGGUCUAGAGAGUUUAGAACUCUUAGCAAAGGAUCAUGUGCGAACUGCAAUGUAUGAUCCAUAUCCUUGGAGGUACAUAGAUGAUGAUGAAAGCAAAGCUUUAAUCGGUGAUGGAACAUCAGUUGCUCAAUAUUCAGAAGCUGGAAUAAGGAAAUUUACAGAUGAUAGUGCUUUGCCCGAACUAUGGAAUUCUAGCCUUCAUGUGGAAUUAUUGAAAAUAUUCGGGAAGAGAUUUGGUGAUGCAAAAAUGAAGAGCCUACUUUUCAAGUGUGAUGAGCUUGGAAUUUCUGAAGCCAGGGAUCUCAAGUUCAUAGAAAGCAAAGAGGUUGCGGAGGAAUUCAAAUGCACGUUGAAAAUGGUCGAACUCUUGAAGCUGAUUGAUUAUGCAAAAGAUCAGUCAUCUACAGAAGAAAAAAGAGUCCCUGGCAUCGUAAUAAAUUCGGAAAAUAAGCCGACACAAAUCACUGCAAGUGGCUAAACAGACUCAGAAAUGAAGAUGGAAUUUCACAUUACUAGAGUAGUUUAGUUUUUCUGUAUUUUCUAGUGUAGCAAUGUAUACUCAGUAUGGUAGUGAACGGUCACAAAGAUUAACGAAGUGGAUUUAAGCAGUGUUAUAGUUAACUAUUUUGAAUUAAUUACAUUUAAAAAAAGAUUUGGUUUUACAAUUUACAGCACCUAUUGUUUAAGAAUGUUCAGCUAAUUUUAUGCAAAAAUUAUUAAUUUUGGCUUUUGUACUUUAUUUGUUUUACAAGUUCAAUUCAUUUAUCAAUUAUUUUUCUGAAUCCUUCGUCCGUUGAGUUGAAAUCAUGUACGGAUAAUUAUGCAUAAAUUUUCACCUUCAGGCCUAUCCUAAAUUUUAUAUACAUUUUUGCAGAAAAUAUAUACUCUGGACUAGAUAA